CAGAGCUCAAUGCAGAGACAAGAGUUUUCAGACUCAUUGUACUUAUUGGCGACUCUGGAGUAGGCAAGAGUAACCUUCUGUCUCGAUUCACUCGCAAUGAGUUUAACUUGGAAAGCAAAAGCACCAUUGGAGUAGAGUUUGCAACAAGAAGCAUUCAAGUGGAUGGGAAGACAAUAAAGGCUCAGAUCUGGGACACGGCAGGGCAGGAGCGAUACCGAGCUAUAACAUCAGCGUACUACCGUGGAGCUGUGGGGGCACUAUUGGUGUAUGACAUUGCUAAGCACCUCACUUAUGAGAACGUAGAGCGAUGGUUGAAAGAGCUGAGAGACCACGCCGACAGCAAUAUUGUCAUCAUGCUUGUGGGAAACAAGAGUGACUUGCGCCACCUGAGAGCAGUUCCUACAGAUGAGGCCAGAGCUUUUGCAGAGAAGAAUGGUUUGUCAUUUAUUGAGACAUCUGCUUUAGACUCUACAAAUGUGGAAGCAGCUUUCCAGACUAUUCUGACAGAGAUCUAUCGUAUUGUUUCCCAGAAGCAAAUGUCUGACAGACGUGAAAACGAUAUGUCUCCAAGCAACAAUGUGGUUCCCAUUCACGUCCCUCCAACCACUGAAAACAAACCAAAGAUGCAGUGCUGUCAGAAUAUAUAGAGUUGUUCAUUCUUUCCUAACAGGCUGUGUAUAUUCCCCAGGUCCAAGAUUUAAAUAUAUUUGUAAUUCUCGUGG
Molecule: messenger RNA, 722 nt
Organism: Antrostomus carolinensis (chuck-will's-widow)
Lineage: Eukaryota; Metazoa; Chordata; Aves; Caprimulgiformes; Caprimulgidae
Product: ras-related protein Rab-11A
Exons: 5
Molecular function (GO): GTPase activity; GTP binding
Source: RefSeq, a predicted model, not a curated record